This is a messenger RNA of Darwinula stevensoni, 1347 nucleotides long. Lineage: Eukaryota; Metazoa; Arthropoda; Ostracoda; Podocopida; Darwinulidae. The record is from the annotation of a GenBank genome assembly.
AUGGAGUCUGAAAACAAGUCCAGGAAUCUGUGCAUCAACAUGAGGGGAAUUCCAUGUCUCUUGUCUGCACUGAUCCUUUUAAGCAAGUAUGGAUCGGGAAAUGCACUCGAAAGCAUUCCGAUCCAUGGACGGGAAAACGUUGGAGGCAACUUGGAAGAAAUUUUGUCAGAUCUGAGGGCAACCGCACUAGAACAUACGAAGCAAAUCUCACAACUGAAGUCUGAAAAUGAGCAACAGUUGGAAAGCCUCAGGAACGAAUACAAGAAUAUGAAGCACCUCUUUGAGAACAUGAUAAAAGAGCACGAAAACCUCAAGUCCAGCCUGCAGGAACAAAUCCGGGAAAGAGACGAACUUAAACUUCAACUGAACGCCACGGAAGGAAGACUCCAAUAUCUGGAGGCUGUUAGCCUGCAAAUAACUCCCCGAACGUGUCAGACGUUGGCAGACUUGGGAGUGACACGGACGGGAGAAUAUUUGGUGGAUCCUGACGGAGCGUUGAUCGGCGAUGCACCCAUCAAAGUGCUCUGUGACAUGGAGACAGAUCCCGUAUCCACGAUUGUCCUCCACGAUGCGAUGGGAAACACUGCGAUUGAUCGAUGUGCAGAUCCUGGAUGCCACAAUCACAGCAUCAGGUAUGGUUCAACGAUGAAACAGAUGGUGGCACUGAUCAACCAGUCGAAGUCGUGCGAACAGCACAUCAGAUAUGACUGUUUAACGACGGCCCUCACGACUGGAGAUAUACACUACGCAUGGUGGGUGGACCGUCACGGCGAACCACAAUACUACUGGGACGGGUCAAACAAAGGAAAACAUAUAUGCAAGUGCCACCUCUCUGGGAACUGCAUAGACUCCAACCUAUCUUGCAAUUGUGAUGCAGAAGCUCCACAAUGGGGAUCAGACUCAGGAGCGAUAACGAAUGAAACAGCAUUGCCCAUAACUGAGUUACGCUUCGGGGGGCUACAAUUUGAGGCUCAGAAAGCGAAUUACACAUUGGGUGGAUUGGCUUGCAAGGGCAGGAUUCCGCCUCCGGACAAUCCAGCACAAUCCUGUAUAUCUCUUCGCCAAGCUGGAAACGCUCAUCCUGGUUAUUACCUACUCAACUCCAAGGAAGGUCGCUUGGACGUCGUUAUGUGUAGGAUGGAUUUGGAGGAGACCGACCCGAAGUUUCAGGUGGAGACGAAGGCCCGCAUUGCAUAUGGAGACCCCUAUUUUGAUGUGUUGCUAGCUAAUGGAACAGAAAACAACGUUCUGCAAUUCAAUAAGGCGAAUAUCAACAUAGGCAAUGCUAUGGAUCUGCAGAGCGGAAUUUUUACUGCUCCCAUGGAUGGACGGGGAGCGGUCCAGUAG